CCUUUCUCAGGCCACUUCCUGGACUGUGCUGUCAGUUGGAGUCAAGACCCUGAGGCUCCUGAGGAGGCUCCUCACAGCCACCUGACUGACUAUCCCCACUGUUGACUGAGAAUGGCUGCCCUGCUCUGAGGCUCGUCCUGUAGGCUGGUGGUUGGGAGGGCAGUGGCCAUGGAAUGAGGGGUCUUGAGGAGACACAAAGACUUUCUUGGAGGCUGGGGACCCCCCACUGGAGCCCUGUGCCCAAGGCUGCUGCCCUGAGACUGGUGCUGCACCUCCUUCUUCUUGGGGCCCCCCACAGCCUCCUGGCCACUACCCUGUGCAAGGAAGAGGAGUAUCCGGUGGGCGGUGAGUGCUGCCCAAAGUGCAGUCCAGGUUACCGGGUGAAGGAGCACUGUGGGGAGUUCACGGGUACUGUGUGUGCCCCCUGCGCCCCGAGAACCUACACAUCCCAUCUCAAUGGCCUGAGUGAAUGCCUCAAGUGCCAGGAGUGUGAGCCAGCCAUGGGCCUGGUGACCAGGCAGAAGUGCUCCAGCACUGAGAACGCCGUGUGUGGCUGCAAGCAAGGCCACUUCUGCAGCAUAAAGGAUGAAGACAACUGUGUCAAGUGCCAGCUCCACAUGGCCUGCAGCCCUGGCCAGAGGAUGCAACAGAGAGGCACUGAGUGGGAAGACACCGUGUGUGUAGGCUGUUCCUUUGGGACCUUCUCCCCCAAUGGGAGCCUGGAGGAAUGCCAGCCCUGGACUGAGUGCAUUGGCACGUUUCAGUGGAAGUCAAAACCUGGGACCAACAGCACAGAUGUCACCUGCUCCUCUUGGGGCCUUCUGCUUUUCACCCUUGGUGGCAUGUUUGUGCUCAUCAUCAUUGUAGCUGUGAUCUGCUGUUACAAAGGAUGGAAAUGCUCAUCUGCAGGGAGACCUAGCUUGGAGGUGUGUCACUGCAGGAAGACUCACCACAGAAAGCGGAACAGUCCAAAUGUUGAAGGGGACUACAGUGCUACUCAGCCUCUGCAGGGUGUCACCACUGUGGCUGAGAAGGAGACGACCCCUGAAGCUCUGGAUCAAAGACCAAGGGAUGCAGAGGUCUGAGCCGCCUGGGACUGUGCCAGUUGGGACCAAAAUUAUGGUGACUGGGUCAGGAGAGCCAGGGGGCCCUGGUCACUGCAGCCUUCACCAGCAAAGAGAAAAAAAGCAGAGGCAUCACUGGAGACCCUAAAGGGCUCCCCCCAAUCACUCUCAUAAAGGACCAGGAUUCCUAUAUUCCUAUAUAGCCCAAGAACCUUGACAGCAUUCCUUCUAAAGCCUGGAGUAGCAAGAAAUGCAUGUGGGUAGCUUAAAAAUAAAUAAAAUAAAUAUAGCCAA
Erinaceus europaeus (western European hedgehog) is the source of this 1358-nucleotide messenger RNA. It is a transcript of the gene TNFRSF14, whose product is annotated as TNF receptor superfamily member 14. The record is from RefSeq and is a predicted model, not a curated record. Lineage: Eukaryota; Metazoa; Chordata; Mammalia; Eulipotyphla; Erinaceidae. The transcript has 9 exons. Gene Ontology annotation, cellular component: external side of plasma membrane. Gene Ontology annotation, biological process: positive regulation of peptidyl-tyrosine phosphorylation; positive regulation of cytokine production involved in immune response; defense response to Gram-positive bacterium. Gene Ontology annotation, molecular function: protein binding. The coding region runs from base 174 to 1085 and encodes 303 amino acids.